AGGAGGCAGCGGAGCCCCGGAAGCGUUACACAGCAGCGCCGGGCCUUCCGCAGGACGAAAGGAGGAAGGGAAGCGAGGGCAUUCGCGAUGCCGGACUACCUGGGCGCCGACCAGCGGAAAACGAAGGAGGAGGAGAAGGAGGAGAAGCCCAUCCGCGCACUGGAUGAAGGAGAUAUUGCCUUGCUGAAAACCUAUGGCCAAAGCACAUACUCAAGGCAGAUCAAGCAAGUAGAAGAUGAUAUUCAACAACUGCUUAAGAAAAUCAAUGAGCUCACAGGAAUUAAGGAAUCUGACACCGGCCUGGCUCCUCCUGCCCUUUGGGAUCUGGCUGCAGAUAAGCAAACUCUCCAAAGUGAGCAGCCAUUACAGGUCGCCAGGUGUACAAAGAUCAUCAAUGCAGACUCCGAGGAUCCCAAGUACAUUAUCAAUGUCAAACAGUUUGCCAAAUUUGUGGUGGAUCUCAGUGACCAGGUGGCACCUACUGACAUAGAAGAGGGCAUGAGAGUUGGGGUGGACAGAAACAAGUAUCAAAUCCACAUCCCUUUGCCUCCAAAGAUUGAUCCCACAGUCACCAUGAUGCAAGUGGAAGAAAAGCCAGAUGUCACUUACAGUGAUGUUGGUGGUUGUAAAGAGCAGAUUGAAAAGCUCAGAGAGGUGGUUGAAACCCCUCUGCUUCAUCCCGAAAGAUUUGUGAACCUUGGAAUUGAGCCUCCCAAAGGAGUGCUUUUGUUUGGGCCACCUGGUACAGGCAAAACACUUUGUGCUCGCGCUGUUGCUAACAGGACUGAUGCCUGCUUCAUCAGAGUAAUUGGAUCUGAGUUGGUGCAGAAGUACGUGGGAGAGGGAGCUCGAAUGGUUCGUGAACUCUUUGAAAUGGCCAGAACUAAAAAAGCUUGUCUCAUAUUCUUUGAUGAAAUUGAUGCCAUUGGAGGUGCUCGUUUCGAUGACGGGGCUGGGGGUGACAACGAGGUGCAGCGCACCAUGCUGGAGCUGAUCAACCAGCUGGAUGGUUUUGACCCACGAGGCAACAUCAAAGUGCUGAUGGCUACCAACAGACCUGAUACUCUGGAUCCAGCACUGAUGAGGCCUGGGAGGUUGGAUAGGAAGAUAGAGUUUAGCUUGCCUGAUCUUGAGGGGCGAACUCACAUAUUCAAGAUACACGCUCGUUCGAUGAGUGUUGAAAGGGACAUAAGAUUUGAGCUGUUGGCUCGACUGUGUCCUAAUAGCACAGGAGCUGAGAUUCGCAGCGUCUGCACAGAGGCAGGAAUGUUUGCGAUCAGAGCACGUCGAAAAAUUGCAACUGAGAAAGACUUCUUAGAAGCAGUGAACAAAGUCAUUAAAUCCUACGCGAAGUUCAGUGCUACUCCCCGCUACAUGACCUACAACUAAUACCCUGGAAAGAUUUUCAUCGUUCUGUAGUUUAACUUUCUGUAAAACCGAAAUCCACGUGUAGCCAUUCAUGUCUUGAUCUUGGAAGCAAGAAAUAAAUGAAAUGUUCCAAACAACA
This is a messenger RNA of Oxyura jamaicensis (ruddy duck), 1507 nucleotides long. RefSeq names its product proteasome 26S subunit, ATPase 2 (gene PSMC2). Gene Ontology annotation, cellular component: proteasome regulatory particle, base subcomplex. Gene Ontology annotation, molecular function: ATP hydrolysis activity; ATP binding; proteasome-activating activity. The coding region runs from base 88 to 1389 and encodes 433 amino acids. The transcript has 12 exons. The record is from RefSeq and is a predicted model, not a curated record. NCBI's taxonomy places the organism in Eukaryota, Metazoa, Chordata, Aves, Anseriformes, Anatidae. Gene Ontology annotation, biological process: proteasome-mediated ubiquitin-dependent protein catabolic process.